Messenger RNA from Anthonomus grandis grandis, 2137 nucleotides. RefSeq lists its product as uncharacterized. The record is from RefSeq and is a predicted model, not a curated record. Bases 298 to 1338 code for a protein of 346 amino acids. The transcript is spliced from 6 exons. NCBI's taxonomy places the organism in Eukaryota, Metazoa, Arthropoda, Insecta, Coleoptera, Curculionidae.
CGAGAAAAUGGGGUUGGAAAUAACAUGGCGAUGAUUAUGUUGUGAUGUGAUUUUAGAUGUUUUGAAAAAUAAGUAUGUUAAAUGAUAAAUGCUUCUUAUCACAGAACUGAAGGGUGAUUCGGAGGCUAAAGGUCGUUCGUGAAAUUCGGGGAUAUGCGUGAGGGAAUCAAAACUAGUGUGAUUAAAUCAGUUGGUCAAAAUUGAAGUUAAAAAUCUGGAGAGUACAAAAACGUUUCUAGGGAAGGAAGCAUGGAUUGGAGAGGGGCCUCGCCUCGUCUUUAAUAGCAGUGGGGUGUCAUGCAGUCUGAGCUCUCUGGCCGGUACAUUAAUUCCGUUUCCGAUAUUUUAUACAGUCCAGACGAGAUCGAAUUUUUGCUUGAAGACAUCAGAGACCUGGAGCCCAUAAGUUACAAGCCUGACGAGAUUCAGGAUUUCGAGAUAGCGGGCAGCAGGACCGGGGCGCUGAGCGCCGAGUGUGGUACCCACGACGGCUGCGACGCCGACGGCGAGGACGAGGAGGAGCACGAAGAAGAAGAAGAGGAGGAGUGUGAAUCGCCCCUCGGCACCGUCAACUCAUGGGACUCGCACUCGCAUUACCGCAGGAUGGCCGGAUCCCCAGAUCUCUCCCUCUAUUCGGGGGUCAUUUUGUAUUGUGACUACGGCCAUUUGAAGACCCCCACUGGUUUCAUAAGGGUGCUACUUCUGGCAACAACAAUAGCUUGCUUAACUUGCCUCUGCACCUCGGGAACAGUGAAAGUUGGACUGUUCAUGCUUCCCAUGGUGGGAAGAAUAAGAAUGAUGAUGUUCGUUACUCUCUUAAGCAUCUUCAUCACCUGUUUACUUUUGUUCCUAGAUAUUUCGCAUACAGUAUAUCUGUUUCCCUUUAACUGGGGGAAAUUGAACACGUACAUUUAUGUAGGCCUGGGGGUGUUGUUCUUGAUAGCGUCAUCCUUAUUAUUUCACAUGGUGUUUCUAACCGAGGCUCUUUCGUGGGUGCCAAAGUGGAGCCAGCACCAACUUAUAGUUACUGGGAGUCUGGGCUACGUUUGUUGCCUGCAAUCCCUCCUCAUAUGCCUUGUUCAACAGCGCAAACCGAAGGUGACCUCCUAUGAGCCGGUAGGUGAAGAUCCGAGCCUCAACCUCCAGGAGCGCCAUCCAUCACCGUUGUUAGAAGGCAUAACAACGUCCCAACACAAAUCGUCAUCGAACAUGGUGAUGAUCGCGAAUCAAGCGCACAACAUAAAUUUCAGGGCAAUCAGGAAAACUAUUGUGGAAAUAGACGAUGUGCAACCAUGCUCGUCGAAAAGUGUCGAACCGGUCGGUAUUAAUACGGCAUGAUAGUUGCCGAACGUUUUUAGUGACUCUGAUGUUUGAAAUUGAUGCAGGAUUGUUCAGGUUUUGAAGGUAAAUGGUCCAGGUGAAGAAAAUAAUCUUGAAUAUUCUUGAAGUAAUGAACCUCCAUCCCGAGAUGCUAAAUCCGAGUUUUCUUACGAAAAUUUUGUAAGCAACAAUAGCUUUUACUAUCAUACUGUAGUUGCAGGUAAUUAACCCAAGCAACACUGAGUCGUAUAUGAUUUACUACCAUCCGAUACCUAAAAACUUCAAAAUGUCGACGACAUAUCCCAAUACUAUAGUAAAAUAAACGUUUAUUUUUGGCUUACUCCAGGUGUACAUUUUUGUUUCAACUUCAAUUAUAAAUAUCAGAUAAAAUGGCCGCCACAUAUACGUCGAGGAAUUUAAUAUUAUGUUUAUGUUAUUCACGUUUAACAAUAAGCUUUAUUACACGUUACUAAUAUACAAUUAUUAUUUCAUAAAAGUUAAAUGUUGAAGUAUAAUAUAUUGAUACUAUUUAAAGACGUUUACAAAAUGCGUUUAAUGGAAUGAGCUUCUAAACAAAUAUACUUACCAUCAACAAAACGUUGAAUAUUUAGUUAUAGAAAACCAGUAUCUUAAUCGUUAAGUUUAUUUAAACUUAAAUUGAGGUAUAUUAUACCGAGUGUCCUAGAACUCUAUCGAUAAACUUUACCGGGUGAUUCUCAACAAAAAGUAAGAAAUAAAAUUUAUUUGUGGAGAAAAGACUUUCCCUACUAACUUUUCAAUAUUAUAUUGACUCCACUUCAGAAUGGACUUUUUCCCU